Molecule: messenger RNA, 6260 nt
Organism: Microbotryum saponariae
Lineage: Eukaryota; Fungi; Basidiomycota; Microbotryomycetes; Microbotryales; Microbotryaceae
Source: the annotation of a GenBank genome assembly
AUGUCUACCGGAGACCCUGGGUCCCCACUGCCGGCACCGCCACCACCGGUAUCCGCCACCAGCGUCCAGCCCCCCCGCGACCGGAUCCCGAUAAGCUCGAAGAAGACGCAAGUCACGGGCCCCGCCACCGCCGCACCCAACUAUGCUGCCGCUGCGAGUCAGAUGGCGGCUCAAACACCUGAACAACAGCAACAACAACAACAGCGUGCCAAGGCUCUGGGCAGCCUCCUACAAGCCAUGGGUGCUGUACCCGGAAACCGCAUGGAUCGCUGGGUCCAGGCCAUCUACUUCGCCGAACUCUACCCCGUCGCCACCGCCACAUCGCUGAAAUUUUCGGCCUUGAACGCGAACCGGUCCGUCGAGAACAUCUUCGAUUACGCCCUUGAAGUGACUCUGUCUCACCAGAGCGCCUCGCGAGCGACUCAUGCCGACAAGAUCGAUCUCGUGGCCUGCGUCACGAGGCUGCUAUCGCCCAUCUCUCCUAUCUGCUUUGAGCCUGGAGUUCCUCUGCCGGACCAUCUUGCGGCUUAUCAACCACAGAUCUUAGGCGUACAACAUUCAUCAAUCCUGCGUAAUGGGGCGGCUCACCAUCGCGUUACGGUUGGGUUCGUCACCGGCGAGGCACGUGACGCGGCGCUCACGACGCCCCCCGCUCUCACUUGGCGAUCGGCGAAGGCCCGCUUCGCGAAGUCUCACAGGUUCCACCAUAACAUGGUCGAGCUUCGAAUCAACGUCGGUGUUCAAGGAGUGCCCUCCAUGGAUGCCAUCAUCAAAUCGUUCCAAUCACUUGUGCAAGACCUGUCAGGCAAGGGACAUUCAUGCCAACUUGUGCAGGUUCUGCGCGUUAUCAGCGUGGACAACGCCUCGGCCUUCGCCCACGUUGCCGGAGACUACUCGGCUUUCCUACACUUCGAUGACGACUCCCUAUUCCAACGCCCCAACACGACCUUGAAGGAGAUUCUACCUUCGAGGAUCGACCUUCCCACUCGAGGCAUCCCGGUUACCGCCCUUCGCCAUGACUAUGAGAAGGAGGCGGCUUGCGGUAGGUGCCACUUUGUGGGUCACGUGGGAACCUGCGGACUGGAUCAGGAGAGGAAGCGGAAGGAGGCUCACAACGGCAUCAUCAACAGCAACAAAAACACCAUCACCCACAACACCAACAUCGCGGAGGCCGAGGCCCCCAUUCCUGUGCUGGUUGUUAACAGGAUCGCAUCACAGAAUCACUUCGCCGGGCUCGAGGUCGAGGAGGGACAGGAGGAAGAGGUAACUGGCCAGGGCGAACAGGGACCGGAGGAAUCGGGGGAGGAAGACGCUGGUGAUAAGGCGGAUGACGAGGACUCGGAGGACUCGGAGAUGGAAUCGGAGGCGGCCGCGAAAACGGAGGUCAUCAAAAUUGAAAGCGAGGACGAGUCGGUCUUGGAGGACUGCAGCGGAUCCGAUGGAGAGGUGAUUGAUGAGAAUGAGGUGAUGGCGGAUGAAAGAGGUGAAACGGAAGGAGAGGUGGCUACGGAGAUGGAGGAAGAGGAGGUGGCGACGGAGGUGGGCGAUGUGGACGAAGCGAGGGGAUCGACGAAAGCGGAGAAUGCGGAAGCGACGGACUUAGGGGAAACGAACAGGCUGGACAAUGACGACGACAGCGACGCCACAGCAACCGCCGCCACCGCUUCCCGCGAAUCGACGCCGCAUGAACCAACCCCACCUCUGUCACCCGAAACUCUCGCCAAGUCGCUACGCGAGGGGGAGGAGUGGGACAGGAUCAGAGCUAACUGGGUUGAGCAGGCACGACUUGAGCGGGACCAAAGCAUCGAGAGGAGGCUCAACGCUGAAACCCCUUUGGUGCGUCACAACUUUGCCACGUGGGACGAGGACGGUGAGAUACGCUCCAUCAACAUCAGGGGGACCGCUGCGAAGUUCAAGAAGCAGGUGAUGAAGAGGUCGCAGACUGCGGCGGACCUCAGUGACCCAAGUGACGAACCGACCGACGCCAAGCGAGUCAUCAUCAAAGGGAAGAGCCGCGUCGUGGUGAAGGAUGGAAUAGAGGGGCGGAGGGUGACGAGGUCGAUGUCGGCGGCAGCGGCGAUGCAGGUCGAGGUGACGAAGGUGGACAGAGGGAAAGGAAGAGGGGUAGCUGAGGAAAAACGAUGGUCCGACCACGAGCCCGAGGACGAUGUCCUGCCCGCCCUUCCCCUCUUUGAGGACGUCACCACCGCCAAGAGCGCCUCGACCUCGACUACCCAUUAAUGAUCAAGCACACCAUCAUCACCUGGAACGUAAGAAGGGGCAUGGGGGUCCCGGAAAAACGACGUAAUAUCUACACCUACCUUUCCACAUUCAAAGCUUCCGCGAUUCUCUUACAAGAGCAUUUCAUCAGACCACAAUUCUGGCAGCUCAUCAAGGACGAGUACGAGGGCAAGCUCUUCAUCAACCAGCACUGCCUGACCCUGAUCCCGGCCGACUCGCCCCUGAUCGACGCCGAGCUCUUGCGCACCCACUCGGCACUCGACGGCCGGCUCCUCGUCACCUCCUUUCGUCUGCGGGGCGACAUCAAAAUUCUAGAAAUCAAUAACCUCUACGCGCCCGUUGACCCAAAACAACGAGCAAAAUUCUUCGACAAACUGAUCCUCCACAAAACACAGAAAUCCCACCUCCGACUCCUUGGCGGCGAUCUCAACGACUGCCCGCGCCCAGAAGUCGAUCGGCGGAACCAAAGUCGGCGCGGCCACCACUGGCCGAUUCUGAUGGGCAAGCUCGACUCGGCCUACACGGACUGCAUCCGCUACAAGCACCCCAUCACCCCAUCUUUCACUCGACCUAAUCCCAAUCGCAAGCGACCCAACUCCUUCUCCCGGCUUGACUACUUUCUCCUACAAAGAGCUCACCAAAAAAGGCUCGACCAGGCCUCGACGAUCUACGACUAUCCCAAGGAUCUUUCCGAUCACCGACCGGUCUUGAUCGUACUGGCUCUCUCAGACGAUCUUGAUGCGGCUCUCCCACAGCUCAGCCUACCUACCACAUCCAACCAACUACAUCGAAUCAAUACCACAACCUUCAAGACGGUGGAAUUUCAGCGGAUGAUGGAAGGAUGGUUGGAAGGGGCAAGCGGGGAGGAUCCGGUGCGAGAGCUUGAGGAGGUUCUGGAGGCGUGCAGGGACAGGGGUGGGGAGAUGGCGAGGAGGCUGCAUCGGGAGCGGACGGAACGGAUGGAGUAUUUGGUGGGGAGGGUGCAGGAUCUGGAGGCGUUACCGGUAUGGGGGGAGGCGGAAACGGCAGAAUGGACAAGGACGUCCGAGGAACUCAAGCGGGCGGUCGAGGAGCGCGCGCGCCUACUCCGGAUCCGAGCCCACGUCCCCGAGAUCGCUUCCGAGGAACGACUGUCGCGGCCGGUCCACGCCAAGCUCGCGGCGCGGAACUCGGACUCCAAGAUCACAGCACUGCGCUUGGGCAACGGAGAGCUAACGCAUGACAUUGAUGUCGCUCUUGACCACACGCAGGCGCAUUUCCAGCGCCUCUACCACAUCGAGCCUCGUGAUCCGGAACGCGUCGACCGACUUCGGGACGAACUCCUCGUGCCGAUCAGGGCGGCACGGACUUGCGACGACCCGCGCUCAGAUCCGCUCUUUCUGCGCCGACUCUCGGAAGCGCAGAUUGAUCUCCUCCAGCAACCCAUCACCGAGGACGAGGUCGUGGCCGCGAUCGGGACGACGCACCCGGGGCGAUCGCCGGGCCCGUCGGGCGUGCCUUACGAACUCUAUCAGACCGCACCGGAGGCGUGGUCCAAGGUGCUGACCAAGGCCUACAACGCGAUGAUCGAGCGCGGUUCACUCUCUCCCAAGCAGGGCCAGGGACUCGUGCGCCUCAUCUUCAAGCGCCACAAGAAGAAUGCCGAUCGCGCCGAACUCUCGUCGUAUCGCCCCAUCACCCUGCGCGAGUGCGAUUACAAGAUUUUUACCAAGGUCUACGUCGCCCGAUUGAACCAAAUUCUGCCCGAUCUCCUCCCGCCGCAGCAGCACGGCUUCGUCAAGGACCGCCGAUCGGCCGACGCUGCACUACACCUUCGUCUCCUGAUCGAGGAACUUGGCGCGCGCAGGACCGAGUUCCCCGCGGCCGCGCUCUUGUCUCUUGACCAAUCAUCCGCCUACGACCUCGUCGAGCAUGACUGGAUCUUUGCCAUCUUCGACGCUCUGGGCGCUCCUACCACCUUUCUUCGCGUGCUGAGGAUGCUCUACUCGGGUGACUCGACCUCGGCGCGCUACAUCAUCAAUGGGUUCCUGACGGCGCCGGUGCGACUGACGUGUGGGCUCGGCCAAGGGGACCCGGCGUCAUCGUCGGUCUGGGACAUCGUGUUUCAGCCGUUCCUGGAUGCUCUACACCGUCGAAACAUCGCGCUGAAUCUCUCCAUACCUGCACUUCAUCCGUACCCACAGAGCCGCGCCAUUACAUCACUUGCAUUUGCCGAUGACGUUGUCGUCGCCGUCGCGGGCUUGGAGUCACUCAACUUGCUCGAUGACCUGGCGCUCGACUGGAGGCAUGCAACGAAUGGCCGGCUCAACACGGACAAGACGGUCGUCCUACCGAUUGGACGUCGCUGGGACCCUGGGGAACGGCCAAUCGUCGUCAAGGCCGCAGGCGAGUCGCUCGAGUGGAUCGGCCUCCCCUUCGACCCCAGCGGCGACACCGAACUCGCCUACGCGAAUCUCAUCGAACGGCUCGAGGCGACGCUGGAAGCGGUUCAGCAUCGCUGGCUCACGCACCACACCCGUGCCUUUUACGUCAAUCGGUACGCCAUUCCCAAGAUCCUGCAUUUCCUUGCAGCCGACAUCCCGCCGCCCGAAGUCGUCAAGAAGCUCGAUGACAUGCUCGUCGAUUUCGUCCGUGGGGGCAAGGGCAGGACCAGCUACGGCAGAGACAUUGUGUUCACCGCCAAGAACAAGGGGGGACUCGGGGUGAUAAGGAUGCGGGACGUUGUGGACGCGGUUGCGGCACGGCUCUGGGACGUUCUUCUCGGCGGUUCCGGCGCGAUUUGGCAAGGACUUGCGCGCGCAUCACUCCAGCGAGCUCAGCCCGACCUCGACCUGGCCACCGAUCUCUGGCCACAUCCAUCCACUCCCAUCCCCAACGACCUUCAUCCCCGAUGGCACGCCGCACUGGGCGUUCCGAAACUUCACGACGCGCAGGUCAACCCGAGGGCCUUGACCACCGCGAACUUGCUCGCGCUGCCCACCCUGCUCGGCAGCCUCCACACCCCCAUCAGAGGGAGACAGACCAUCGACGCGGUUCAUGUACCUGACUACCUUCGUCUCCAGGGCUACCCGAAGGUGGCGGAUCUCUAUCGACGCGAGUUGUAUGCGGGUGGGGGGUUUCACCUCUGGACGCCGCCGGCGGAUGUGCUCGGCGACAACAGCGAGUACGAUCGACGCGGGCUCCCGCAGCGACUGGCAAUCGCGGCCUGGUACCGGUUCACUGUCGAUCGACACAAGAACACCCCCUUGGCGGCGGCGGUGGCGGCGGGACGACUCAACGUGCCUCCCCGGAUCGGCACCAGCGCACCACUCGAGGCGAUCAUCCCCAAGCCCGUGGCCCGCUUCGCAAUGGAGCAGCGCCUUCCGGACCCGGUGCUUCCACAACAGGCGAGCCAGUAUACGCUGCUGAACAUGGCUCGCCCCUACACAGUCCGUCGCAUCCGCCGGGUCCUGAACGCGAAGGCAUUUACCAACAUGCUCGGGCUCAAGGGACCACCGCAGCCGGACGACCUCAGGAGCUUCUGGAAGGCAGUCAACUCGAAGGCACUGACGGCGAGGGAGAGGGAAGUUUGGUUCAAGCUGAUCCUCCGCUUCACCCCGACGCGCAAACUCCAGCACGAGCAAAAGCACGACACUUCUCCCGCGUGCCUCGUGUGCGAAGCGCCGGUGGACGACACCGAUCACUACUUCUUCGGCUGCGUCGACUCGCGGAACAUCUGGACCGCGGCAAGGGGCGUGCUCUGCGACGCGCUCGGAUGCGACACGAUCGAGGACGCCGAGUACACGACACUACAACGACUCUUUGGCCUCCCCAAGCUCAAGGCCAAGCUCAGCGAACAGGAAGGCGCAGGCAGGACGAUCGAGAUCUUCACGGGGAUGGUCUUGGAGAUGAUCAGCAGUGGGAGAUGGAGGAUGCAGAAGCACGGGACGAGGAUGGAAAGCCUGGAGCGGAGGAGGGUGGUACUGGAGGAGAGGAUGAAGUUGAGGGCGGGGGGAGCAAGGGGCGGGCGAGGGCAGUAG